Geosmithia morbida is the source of this 711-nucleotide messenger RNA. Its product is annotated as sedoheptulose-bisphosphatase. The transcript is spliced from 4 exons. The record is from RefSeq and is a predicted model, not a curated record. NCBI's taxonomy places the organism in Eukaryota, Fungi, Ascomycota, Sordariomycetes, Hypocreales, Bionectriaceae. The coding region runs from base 1 to 711 and encodes 236 amino acids. Gene Ontology annotation, biological process: ribose phosphate biosynthetic process. Gene Ontology annotation, molecular function: sedoheptulose-bisphosphatase activity.
AUGUCGGACGCGAACGCGACCACUCCCCGUGUUUUCAUCGCACGCCACGGUGAAACGGCUUGGACCAAAACUGGACAGUGUACCGGCAAUGCUGAAAUAGAGCUGACGGAGGAUGGGGAGCGACAGUCCCGUGGAACAGGCAGGAUGCUUGUCGGGCCGGGGAAAUUGAUCGAUCCCGCUAAGCUCAACCACGUGUUCUGUAGUCCGAGGAAGAGAGCAACAAAGACCCUCCAUCUUCUCCUUGGCGACGAGGUCAAGGCUACGUUGGACGAGGAAAACAAGAUUUCUAUUACCGCUGACAUCACUGAGUGGGAUUACGGCUCCUACGAAGGGUUUACACCCAGCGACAUCAACCGAAAGCGAGCGGAGCAAGGCAAGGCUAAGUGGAACAUCUGGGUUCAAGGAUGUGAAGAUGGCGAAACUCCCGAGCAGGUUCAAGGGCGUCUGGACCGACUUAUAGGAAAAAUCACAGAGAUCCAAAAACCAUUCAUGAAUGGCGGCGUGGCGCCUGAUAUUCUUUUGCUAUCUUUCUUCAAGGUUGCACACGGGCACAUACUACGCGCCUUCGUCAAAAGAUGGCUGAAGUUUCCAAUGGAGUUCGACUUUCCGAUGAUGAUGGAGCCAGGUGCUGUUGGAGUCUUGAGCUAUGCUCAUCGAAAUGUGGAUGAACGCUCUAUACUUGUUGGAGUGGGCCUAUCGAGUACAGACUAG